AGUAGGGUGAUCACGUGCGCGAGAAAGACGGCACGUGCGUACGUACAGAUUGGAGAUGUCGCGCUUAUUGGUUUGUUUUGCAAGUCUUUUGUCUUUGGUGGACUGGUCGCUGGCGUAUCCUAUCCACGCCGAGUGCAAACUCACUUGGACGUUUCCUAAAACCAGUUGUGCUAAUGUUUCCACUGCACUCAUAAAACAAAUGAAAAUGUGGCACACUGAUAAAGGCUGUGAGAACGGUGGUGAAGAGAAGUGCCUAUACACAUUCAAAUCUUUUCAAGGCAACGUCAUGAAAGCUACUCAUGAGACACCGGUCCACCAUUACGCGGACGAUCAGACUUACACGUUCACGAAUGAAUCAUCGGGUGGAUGUGAUGUCCAGGGAUUCUCUACUUCGGAAGUUUGGUAUGCCUACCUUGACUACAGCACCAACUAUUGCAACAUGCACAAUCUUCUCACAGGUAGUGGGCUUGACAAGAUGCCAGGAUUUCAGGAAAAAUCCAGUACGUCUGUUUGUACUCAGUAUGAUAAACCCAACUGUGCUAAAUACUGAUGUCGUGAAUGCUUCGUGCUUUCUGGACCUGUCACGGCUCUGUAUACUGCUGUGUGUUGUUGAUCAUGAUCUAUAGAUGUGCGUUUAGUUUGCAUUGUUUGUCAUUUCUACAGACAUCAUUUAAAGUGAAAUGUGUUGGUGUUGGCAAUAUAUAGUAUUUCAUGAGGAUAAA
Molecule: messenger RNA, 722 nt
Organism: Corticium candelabrum
Lineage: Eukaryota; Metazoa; Porifera; Homoscleromorpha; Homosclerophorida; Plakinidae
Exons: 5
Coding region: 56-550 (164 amino acids)
Source: RefSeq, a predicted model, not a curated record